AUGACGCCCUCGCAGCGGGCCAUCUCGCGAGAGUCUAGUAAGGAAAACCUCGCGCCGCCCGACGCAGAGGACUACGAGACGCAGCGGAAGCGGAUCGAGGAGCUCAAAGCUGAGAUCGGCACCCUGCGCUACACCAUCAAUAACAACGACGCGGAGAAGGAGAUGGCGCGCCUGCAGCACGAGACCGAGCUCCGAGACGCGCAGCGCCGCGCUGAGGAGGACUUCAAGAAGAAGCAGACUGCCGAGUCGGACAGUGCGCAAGCGUCGAGGGCGGUGGAGCGGCUGCAAAACGAACUGGCUGAACUGCGAUCGGAAAAGGAGAACCAGAAGCGAGAGCUGGAUAAACGGGCAAGAGAAGCAGAAGACGAAGCUCGACUGCUGAAAGAUCAGCUCGAAGAUCUGAAUGCGGCAAAAGAGGAGGCUGCGCGAAUGGCUGAGAGGAAAGUCCUCGACUUGCAGAGUCAGAUCACAGCCGCACAGAGAACAACCCAAGAGCUUGAGGAGGAAGGACAGCAAAGAGAACAUGUCCUACAAAAGACACAAAAGCAAUUGGCGGAAAAGGAAACUGUCGUUGGCAAUCUUGAGGCUGAAGUUUUGAGACUGAAGGCCCAGACAGGCGAUGCGGAGACGAUGGCAGUGAUUCGGAGAGAGCUGUCCGACCAGGUUACACAUAUUCGCACAUUGGAGGCGACCAAUCGUGAACAACUGGUUGAGUUGAAGCAUCUGCGCCAAGUCCACAAAGCAGUGGAAAUUGUGGAAGAGGAGAAGGCAUCGCUUCGGCGGAAGCUUGAGGUCGCCGAGUCUCUACAAGACGAGCUUGCGGAAGAGAGGCGGCAGCGACAAAGGUUGGAAGACGAGCGUCUUGCCUGGGCUGCUUAUCUCAAGAAUGAAGCCACCACAGGCGAUGCAGAGUUUGACUCGCCAGAGGCAGUUGCCAGAGCGCUUGUCCAGGAGCGCUACAACUCUGCGACCCUUACGGAGCAGCUUGGCGCCUUGCAGCCAGAGAUAUCAGAACGAGAUGCCAUCAUCAAGACACUCGAAGACGAGAAGAAUGAGCUCGCAAGUCAAAUUGAGAAACUCAAGACAACUGGCACUGUCGGCUCAGCAGACAAAGCACGCGCGCGACUGGAUCGACAACGUGCCCUGGCCGUCAAGGAAGUGGAAUAUCUCCGCGCUCAGUUGAAGACAUUCGAUGCGGAGGAUAUCACCUUCCAGCCAGAAAACUUCGACGAGCAGAAGGCAAAGCGGGUGCAAGAGCUGGAAGACCUCGUCGACAAAUACAAAGAAGAGGUGCAGAAAUUGCAUUCGGAGUUAUCUUCUCUCGAGUCAUCGUCAGCAAGCCCUGCGCAACCCGCAGUCGGCAGCAAGCGCUCUCGCACAGACGAUUCUGAAGAGCAUGAACAGCUCGGCCAACUGGCCCGCAAAAACCGCAAGCUACAAGAGGAGAUAGCCUCGCUACAGUCUAAGCAUCGUCUGGCACAAAAGGAGCUCUCCGUCGCCCAGGAGCAGCUCGCCGCGGCCAAGAAGUCGGGUGAAGUGCGCAUCCUCUCUCUUCGCUCGAACCCUACCUCAGACUUCGAGGCAAUCAAGACGGAGACCCUCAAGGCUCUCAAGACCGAGAACAGAGAGCUCCUCGCUCAGAUCCAGGGCAGCCCCGCGACAUACCCCGUCGUGCCUGUGUCCAGCCUCAUCGCCGCGCAGGGCGAAAUCGAAGAGGCGAAGCGCGAGACGGCCUCGGCCAAGAAAUCCGCACAGCGCCUCAAGGAAGUGUGGUCGCGCAAGUCGGCCGAGUUCAAGGAGGCCGUCUUCUCGGCGCUGGGGUGGCACGUCACGUUUAUGCCCAACGGCAAGAUGCGCGUCGAGAGCAUCUACCACCCGUCGCGGACCGACGAGCACGAGAACAGCAUCGUCUUUGACGGCGAGAAGGGCACCAUGAAGGUCGGCGGCGGGCCCCGCAGCGCGUUCGCCCAGCGCAUCGGCGACAAUAUAAAGUACUGGGUGCGCGAGAAGGAGUGCAUCCCCGGCUUCCUGGCGAGUCUGACGCUCGAGUUCUUUGACGAGCAGACGGCUGCGGGCGCCCCGCCGGCGUCGUGA
This is a messenger RNA of Phaeoacremonium minimum UCRPA7, 2094 nucleotides long. Its product is annotated as putative spindle assembly checkpoint component mad1 protein. The transcript has a single exon. The coding region runs from base 1 to 2094 and encodes 697 amino acids. The record is from RefSeq and is a predicted model, not a curated record. Gene Ontology annotation, cellular component: nuclear envelope; kinetochore; mitotic spindle. NCBI's taxonomy places the organism in Eukaryota, Fungi, Ascomycota, Sordariomycetes, Togniniales, Togniniaceae. Gene Ontology annotation, biological process: attachment of mitotic spindle microtubules to kinetochore; mitotic spindle assembly checkpoint signaling.